This is a messenger RNA of Micropterus salmoides (largemouth bass), 1208 nucleotides long. Its product is annotated as SUN domain-containing protein 1-like. Gene Ontology annotation, cellular component: nuclear envelope; meiotic nuclear membrane microtubule tethering complex. Bases 508 to 1134 code for a protein of 208 amino acids. Gene Ontology annotation, biological process: nuclear envelope organization. NCBI's taxonomy places the organism in Eukaryota, Metazoa, Chordata, Actinopteri, Centrarchiformes, Centrarchidae. The record is from RefSeq and is a predicted model, not a curated record. Gene Ontology annotation, molecular function: protein-membrane adaptor activity. The transcript is spliced from 7 exons.
UACAAAUAAAUUAUAUUACAAGGCUUACUCUUGGCAAUUUUCCAGCUGCCAUUAAUGUCAGUUUUAUUGUUCAUACUGAAAGUAGUAAAGAGUGUGUGGCUGUGUCAUGCUGAGAAGAAGUUUCCGCCUGCAGGACAGAGGGUAUUAUACAGAGGAGGGAACUCCAUCUGUUUGCUACAGGGAGGUUGUGCACAGGAUCUUUCGGAAGAGGACCAGUCGUGGCCGUGUUCACCAUAAUGUGAACUCUAUAGAGCAUUACACUAGUGUCCGGACCACUGGAACACUGCCCACUCUUACAUCAGCUACUGGGACGCAGGCCAUUAGGAGAAACAUGGGUAGUCAGUGUCUCUCACCUGUAACCACAUCAGUUAAUAAGAGAGUGCCUCUGUUAUCAAGCUGUGAACAUUCAGUUUGUUUUUGUCUGCAGUCAGAACAACGUCCAGCUUUUAUGCCUGCGGUUUCCUCGGCCUGCUCCUUCUGGCUUUUGGAAUCAUACACAACACACACAUGCACAUGGAAAUGAGAGAGGUCCAGCAGAAGGUGCAGUCUCUCAGAAGGCAAAUGAACAUGUUUGUUCCUCUGGCAAACACAAUGCCAAACUUUGCCUUAGAAUCACAAGGUGCCAGAGUUUUACAUCAAUUAUCUUCGGACACAUAUUGGCCCCAAGAAGACAUCGGGAUUGUUUGGGAUCGAAUAUUCUGCUGGUGGUAUUCAUCCAAAGUGCAGAGACAAGUGAUCCAGGGACAUUCAUUACUACGUCCAGGAGAAUGCUGGCCCUUUUCAGGCGACCGAGGGCAUCUAUUCAUCUCCCUGUCCCACCCAGUCUCCAUCACUCACGUGACACUCAGCCACAUAACAAAAAGCCAGUCCCCCUAUGGCCACAUCGCAAGUGCACCGAGAGAAUUUUCUAUCUAUGGAAUGAGGACCACAGAUGAGGAAGGCACCUAUUUGGGAACACUAGUUUAUGAUCAAGACGGUGCAGCAGAUCAGACCUUUGAACUGCCUAAUCCAGACAAAGGAGUCUUCAGGUAUGUGAAGCUACAGAUUGAGAACAACUGGGGAAACAUAGACAACACCUGCCUCUACAGCUUCAAGGUUCACGGUAAACUCCCGUCUAAAAGCACUGUUACUUAACUUGGAGAGAAGUCUACAGAAGGGAGGCGGGGAGGACCUCAUGUCAUGUUUCCAUUGUCCUCUUCUUCAUGUUA